GUGUAAACCUUGGGCACAGCUGACAGGCGUCGCUGACAGCGCGAUUCGCAAUGAGAAAAAUAAUAAAACACAAGUGUUGUUUUUAAUCGCGUUGAUGUGUUGUUGAUACUUGCUUUCAUCGUUCGAUUUCCGGCGGGUGUGUAAAUACGGGCUGCAGGUGCUUAUGUAAAAAAUAGUACCCCGAAAGUGCAGCGUACAGGGGCAGGCUCGUCAAAUCCGGAUAGAUCCUUUUCGGUUGCCCUUGAAACCGGGUUCCUUAACCUUGCUCAACUAGCAUCUGGAUUGCUGACGGAAGAAUCUACAUCCUACAACUAGCAACGAUGGCAGCUAUGGGACGUAAAUUGCUGAACAACCUGAAAAGCAAAGAGUUCAGGGAGUAUUUGAUGAGCACCCACUUUUGGGGACCGGUCGCCAACUGGGGCAUUCCCAUUGCGGCGCUCGGUGAUCUGAAGAAGGAUCCGAAGAUUAUAUCCGGAACGAUGACGACCGCCCUCUGCCUGUACUCGCUCGUUUUCAUGCGCUUUGCGUGGAAAGUUCAGCCCAGGAAUAUGCUGCUUUUCGCGUGUCACAUCACAAACUUUACGGCCCAAGGCAUGCAAGGUGCUCGGUUUCUCGAGUACCACCAUAUGGGCGGUAAGGAGCGGAUGAAGAAGGCCGAAGCUCAACAGGUGGCAUAAAUUGCUGCCAACUACCAUGAAGUUACUAGCAACAUCACACCGAACGCUCGAAUUGGCAAUGUCCUGGGAAAUGGGGUUAGCGCGGCGCAGAUAGUGUAAUCGUAACGAUGAAACGAACCGAUAUUAGUCUUGUUGUGUGAAAGCAAAACAUGUGUGUGUGCGUACGUGUGAGUAUAAGAAUAGUUAACAAAAGUCCUUGGAAACAACAGCACAAACGAAAACACAACUACAAGAAUCUUCGAACAAAACAGUGUUCACCCAACGAGGAAUGCGCAACGCGGGGCAGUGAUAAAACUCUAGUAACGGGUGCUAAAAGGGAACGAUCUAUAUAACAUAAGUAUAGCAACACUAUACGGGAACAAUACGUACCUGUCGGCGGGAAUACAGGUGUAACUUUUAAAAACAGCUCUUAUGCACAACUGUUUCGGCACAAGCAGUGAGGGUAGAUGCUUUUUUCCACUCUAGAGAAUAGAUGUUUUUUAGAUACAUUUUGCAAGCAAACGGUUUUAUGCACGCGAACAAUUUUUCAGACGCACGUUUAAAGUUUACAAUUCAUCUGAUGUCGUUAUUAGAGGGUAGACUAGUGGUAGACGCAAAGUAGUUGGCAGUAGUACGAAAUUUUGUUGCUCCACCAUAUUUGAGAAGCAAGCAAGGAAAAUCCCGACCUUUUCCCGGCUACCCGCAACUUCUCUUCACGUGCCCUCAUUUCUGUCCGUUUCCCGUUCGUUCGUUCCAACAAAAGACAGGCCAAUCCGUCAUGAUCUUCCUUUUUUUACGAAAAUAUACGACCAGCAGAGCGAUAGGAAUUGGCGUUUUUACCACUUACCACUACAAAAAGCUACGCAACGAAACGCUGUGGUGUAACAUUCUAGUGCAGGACUUAGGACUUUCUCAAGGAUUUAAUCAACAGAAACCAUCCAGCGCGGUCCAGUAUGGGACUCUCUGGGUGGGUGGUUUCUCUAUUGUGUUCUAUUUUGACUACAAGUUAUGUUUACCAGUGGACCUGUAAGGUGUAUUUUUAUACUGUGUAAAGAAAGAGAGGGAGAGAGAGCGUAAGAGAUUCUGUUUAUUUGUUGACAAUAAAGAUGAGGUGUAGUCACAACA
This is a messenger RNA of Anopheles stephensi (Asian malaria mosquito), 1781 nucleotides long. RefSeq names its product mitochondrial pyruvate carrier 1 (gene Mpc1). Gene Ontology annotation, biological process: pyruvate import into mitochondria. Lineage: Eukaryota; Metazoa; Arthropoda; Insecta; Diptera; Culicidae. Bases 321 to 677 code for a protein of 118 amino acids. The record is from RefSeq and is a predicted model, not a curated record. The transcript is spliced from 3 exons. Gene Ontology annotation, cellular component: mitochondrial inner membrane.